CAAGUGAGUGACGCUACUCGGAUCCUGUAUGCGCGUUUCGUAGACGCACCAUACAUCGAUAGCGCGAGACUAAAUUCCUAGCUAGGGAAGUCUGUUUCCCUAUUUGACGCACUAUUCGGACAUUAGCCAGAAACCUAGCUGGGUUAGAUAUUUCGUUACCAUAGUAGCUCAUUAAAUUGUUGCGGACAUGAUAAUAGCAUGCAUCACAUACUCCCAAAGUAUUCCCUAACAUAAUCAGUUUUAUUCUACUUUCAAAACUAAACUUCCUAUAUUGUGUUACCACAAUGGCUAUAGCGAAUCUAAACUGUCUGUUCUGUACAACAGACACCAUUAGUAAAUAGCAGGUACACAAAAGCUACUCUGCAUGUAGGAAUUACAGUUUAUGUGCUCGCAAUAAUUUCCGGUUUGUAUACACAAGGUGAAUUACGAUGUUACAAAAAAGUUCAGAGUCUAAUGGAUUUCACCAUUAGAUGCAAUGCAAUAGUAGCCGUACCUAAGUUGUUCACUCCAGUAAUUGACAAUAGACAAUAUUUUAGAUAUAAUAGAUCAAAGUAUGCAUUGACGCUAUAACCAAAGCGGCUUUUUACAAUUUCAGAUGUUAUUGUCUUGUAAUAUCUUUUAUUCGAGUAAGUCCGACUCAACUGUGCCACAUUUAUUCAGUCACAUUGAAAAGUUCUAUAUUUUGUGAUGUUAUUCCAAUUUCGCGAAUGGUGUCUAAAUUGCAUGUUGUUGCUGUUCUCUUCAUUUAAGUCAUCAUUAUUUUUCUCGAGAAAACUUAUGCCGAGACCAAACGUUCCUGAAUAUGCUUGUUGACCGACUGAUUUUGCCAAUCGAAAAGCUUAUCAAAGCUCCUCGUUUAGCAGCUCUAAACACUACCCAUGAAGAAGUGGAACAAGCUUUACUUGGAAGUAAAAUCGUUUGUAUUGAAGACAUGAAUGCGGGAAUGCGUGGUGUUCGCCGCAUUGAUGGUUAUCCCGGUUUGUCUACGAAUCUCGAUACUUCGACAAGUGUGCAACCUGGGAGUGGAUUAUCGACUUUUGACGUGUCUCAAAACUUAACCUCAUUGAUUGGUUCUUUCUCUCUCCAAUCACCAUACUUGCCUGAUCAGCGAAUCACUACAAGUCCUCAGCCUGUGGUUGUGAUGAGAACUUCUGGUCCAGACAAGUUCCGAUCCGAUGGUGUCAUAAGAUCUGGACACACGAAUCUUGAAACAAACAAAGAACCUCUACAAACAAAUACUUUAGUUCAAACCCCGGUAUCAACGAAUGUUUGCAUGUCACCUGGGUCUCAUCAAAUGUCUAUCCCACUGUUGUUACCUCUAUGCGAUGUCGAGAACAAUAGUGUUCACAUAGAUUGUACAAGCACAGCAGGAUCUUCAAUGGAUACUACCCCUUGGGUAUUCCAGCAGCCUACAAAACAGUAUAAUCCAUAUUCUCGUGUUUCACAUGUGAUAGUUCCUCAGUCAACAAAUCAGCUGAGUCCAACAGAGUAUAAUAAAAAUCAACCAGUCGGAUGGAAUUUUCAUCAGCGCCCACAUCUCUCAGCUUCAAACAGCACAUAUUCAGGUAUAGUACCAAUACGACGUCAAGCACAUUUGCCAAAUUAUUUUAUUCGUCAGACGGGGAAUGUCACAGAGCCAUAUUCUUCCGUAUUUUCAAUACCACAAACGAGUAACAAUAAUCAGCCUUUCAAUCUAGCUAUAGCAGCUGCUUUAGCAUCAAUGACUACAAGCACCAGUAACAAUAUUAAUUCAAGUCAUUAUGGACAUCAACCGCAGUAUUUUUCCAACCAGUUUUUAACCAACUCUUCAAAUAUCAAUCCAAUAGGUGCUAAUCAACAACGACCGUCAAAUGCACUUUUGAAUCACCUCCAAGCAGUAGCUGCUAUGUCAGCUGUAGCGCAACACCCAAAUGCAACACCUUAUUUUCAGAAUCCAGUAUCUCAAACUAAUCCCUUUCAUAUGUCUACUCCUGUCCCAUUGCCAGCUUACUAUACCGCUUCACAGCUGUCGUUACAAUCUACUAGCAUGCGAAACUCUUCACAGCGUUUACAACAAAAUGUAUAUCCGAUGCAAAGCUAUAACUACCAAACAAUCCAAAAUGCUUCAGUCCCUGAGAUAUCAGAUAAUUUAAGAUCAGAUAGGUAUGGCUUAGCGGUUUCAAAUCUCCCACAACAUACAAAUAACUUUAUUUAUCCCAUAGUGUUGCAACCACCUGUGCAUAUACAACAGAGAUUACCCACGCAUAUGAAUAGUACAGGGCUGCAAAUCCAAAACUCUGCUCAGUCCAUACGUGGAGCGCUCAAUUCAAUAGGUUUGACGCCUAUACCCAUUAACUUCACAGUCAUUAAUACAAAUGACUCUACUUCAGUAUCCCAAAAUACGAUGCUGAGGGAGUUAUCAACAAUUUCAGACAUAAAAGGUAAUCUUGAUAAAAAUGCAGCCGCAGACAAUAUAGCGAUUGAUGCUGGAGUGCAUGUAUCCCCCACAUCUGAAAAUCCAGUGGAUAAUGGAUCCUCCGUGUUACCAGAAGUAAUUUCAUCGACGGAAGAUUCUUGCGCAGUUAUCUGCGACAAUCAGUCUCAUAAACUUCCCAAACAAAUUGACAAAAUGACCUCCCCUGGUUCAGUUCAUGAUUCUGAGGAUUCGGUUAGUUCUGGGAUAGGAGAUAUGACUGCCACUAGCACUGGUGAUAAUGAUAGUCGUAACAAUUCCUCAUGCACACCAACGGAACCAACUAGUAUUGUUCCGAAAUCUGAAUACGUACGAAACAAGUCGUCAACACGAAUUAAAGAAAAACUUACUGGUACAUGAAUCGCCUAAAUAACGAAUUUCAUAACUGUUUCGUCAUCAAAUGAAAUCGAAAGUGAUUAUCUAAUAUCAUGCAGUCAUUUGUCCCAGGUAAUUUUACACUGCUUAUUGGGUAGGUGAGUGGAAGAAACUCAUCAGCAAAAAUAUACUGUGCUUAUCAGUUGCCUUUUUCAUCGUUAGAAUUAAAGCGAUGGAAAGUAAAGAACCGUAACUGCUGGCCGCCUCAUCCCGCAUAUUCGCGAACCUCCGUUCCGAUCACAACCAUGCUGUCCGUUUUCAUUACAAAUGCUUUAUUCUUAGUCGGAAAAUACUGUGAUUACAAGCCACAUUACGGUCACCACUUUAUGCUGUCUAAACUGCCUUUUAUUUUGAAGAUUUCUUAGUUAUUCAGUUUUUAUUCCAUCCUAUUUGUAUAUAUGAUUUAUUGCUAGUAAAUACUUAUCUAUACACUAUCGCUUUACUUCAAGCUUUCUUAGGUGUAAUAAUUUUGAGAAGUAUAAUUUACAUUAUACAUUUUAUCAUAAAUAAGAGGAACAAAUUAUCCUACCUCACCGUUUCUGUAUAUCCCAGAUAAGCGCCUUAGGUACAGAUUUUCGUAGUUACAUGCAAAUAGGAGUUUAAAAGACUAGAACUAUACCUACAUCAAAUUAUUUGUUUUUCUUUGUCCUUAUCCUUGCUCUCCUUGGAAUCAUUACCUUGGGUUGCAAAAGCACUUUAAUCUACCGUUUAUUUUGAGAUAUUCCCUUCUUAUUGCAACUUUUAAGAAUAACUUCUUGGUUUCGAAAUUCAUGAAUUAUGCAAGAUAUUUUAUAAAAUACAUGUGCAUUUUCUUAGUAAGUAAUAAAGCUAACCAUUUCGUUGCAUUUUGUGUAGUACAAAUAAAC
Molecule: messenger RNA, 3693 nt
Organism: Schistosoma turkestanicum
Lineage: Eukaryota; Metazoa; Platyhelminthes; Trematoda; Strigeidida; Schistosomatidae
Source: the annotation of a GenBank genome assembly